Xenopus laevis (African clawed frog) is the source of this 1547-nucleotide messenger RNA. It is a transcript of the gene amigo3.S, whose product is annotated as adhesion molecule with Ig-like domain 3 S homeolog. Lineage: Eukaryota; Metazoa; Chordata; Amphibia; Anura; Pipidae. The record is from RefSeq and is a predicted model, not a curated record. The transcript has a single exon. Bases 1 to 1518 code for a protein of 505 amino acids.
AUGUAUAACCAGAUGGGAAUAACUUAUAUUUUCUGGGUCUCCGAUACAAUGAUAGCCUGUCCCUGGAUGAGAGAAUGGGAAGAAAAGCUCCUUUUUAUCCUGAUCAUGGGGACUUUGGCUGGGGGGUCCAUUUCCUUCAACUGCCCCUCCUCUUGUAUAUGUGCUUCUGAUCUCCUCAGCUGUGUCAGGCAGAACCUGCACCAAGUACCAAAACCUCUGCCCUCUACUUCAGUAUCAGUGGACCUGAGCCAUAACAAUCUUAGCCACCUCCACAGCCAUUGGCUCUCUAGCCUCUCAAGACUGCAUACCCUACGCCUUAGCCAUAAUCACAUCCGCCAGAUGUCAGCCCAUGCCUUUCACAACACCACUUCAUUGCGUUAUCUAGACCUUUCUUCCAAUCUUCUACAGGACAUUAGGGAAGAGUGGUUUAAAAACCUAUGUGAACUUGAGGAGCUUCUGCUAUACAACAAUCACAUUGGUUAUGUGGAUGAUGGUGCCUUUACCAAAUUAAACAGCAUACAAAAAAUCUACUUAAGCUGGAACUUAAUGACAAAUUUCUCAUUUCAGUCCAUGCAGAAUCUGAGCAACCUACGCACGCUUGAUCUCUCCUCCAACAGAUUUCUGAAACUUCCUGUGGAAGAGUUGUCUGCUUUACCCGCAUUUAUAAAGAAUGGCUUGUAUCUGCAUAACAAUCCACUGACCUGUCACUGUGCCCUGUAUGCCCUAUUAACUCAUUGGGAUAAUCGUGGUUUUUCCUCCGUGGUUGAUUUUUUUGAAGCGCACACCUGUCUGUACAUGGGGAACCCACGUGCCAUAGUGCGCAUUCUACAAACACAGAAUGGAUUUGACAACUGCUCACUUGGAAAGUUGCAAAGACUGCCGGAUAAUGGUCUACAGGUUCUUGUUGGGAAAUCAAUUAUGAUGACCUGCAACACUAGCUUGCCCCAAGAAAAUACUACCUAUCUUUGGAUCUUACCCACAUAUGAGUUCCUUGCCUUUCCUGGGAAUAGCAAUCAAAGCUUUAGAAUUCACCCCAAUGGUAGCCUAGAAAUCAGGAAGGCCGAGAUAUGGAAUGCUGGAUUCUACCUAUGUAUUGCCGUAAACAAAUGGCUUAAUUAUAACUCUACCCAUGAGGUUAAUGUAACUGUGCAUUAUCCAAAACACGAAGGUGAGACCUUUAAUACUGGACUUACCACACUUUUGGGUUGUGUUGUUAGCCUAGUGUUAGUCUUUAUAUAUCUCUACAUGACUCCCUGUAACUGCUUUCGUUGCUGUUUUAAGCAUCCACACACUCCUAGUCCCCCGCUAGAGAGUAGGGGCCAGUCAUCCAUCCUCUGUGGAACUCCACCUGCCUCUGAAGGGCCCAACAGUCGCAGGGCUGGCAUCAACCGGCACGUGGUCUUCUUGGAGCCAAUCAAAGAGGGACGGUGUGAGAAAAACUCAAAAGUUAUACAGCUACAGUCAGACUCUGAUUCUGCUAGUUCUGUUUUUUCCGACAGUCCCAUUGUGCCUACUUAGGUGGAUAAGGUAAACACUAUCUCAUCAUC